AUGAGGUCCCCACUCAGUUAUCUUUUCUUGAGACUGAACAGGCCCAACUCUCCCAGCCUAUCCUUGAGUGUGCACGAACGUGUAAGCCAGGGACUUCAACUAGGGAACACAGCCCCAGACGCACAGCUUCCAUUAGUGGCUAAAGAGCACCACCUUGCUGUCGCCAGUGCUCUCUGGAGAAAUUUCUUUCCGUACUUGAAGAGCCAAAGAAUGUCACAGAUGCCGCCUUCCCCUCAGCUUGCUGAUACAGCUGCAGGUUUUACUCUCUUAGCUUUGGAUAUACCCAGCAAAGCCCUAUCAGAUCUCCAGCCACAGCCUGUUCUAUCAAUGAUGCAGCUGUUUGGAUGGGAUGACAUGGUGUGGCCUCAGCUGGUGUCAAGAUAUCUAAGUCAUCUAAUUCAAAACAGUUCACUGCGUGAAGCUUUUUCUAGUAUGGGAUAUACAUCCUAUGAAGCUCUGACAGUGCGUUCUUGGUUUCGAUGCAUUUUGCAAAUGUUCAUAGAUCAACCAAGUGGUGUUCUGGCCAAGACAGAUGCUGAGCGAACAGUUGGGAAAGCCUAUAUGGAGCAGCUGACUGAAAUGACAAGACUGAUUUUUAAACUCUCAGAAGUAGAAAAAAUUCUUUCAAAGGCUCAUGUUGAAGAAUCAGUUUUCAAGCAAGACCCAAAAUAUGCUCUUGUCCAGUUCAUUAAGGCUGUUGGUAGAACUUACAGUGGCCUUCAGACACUCCCUGAGAAAUCUACCAUGGUAGCAAAGACUCUAGAGUAUUUAGGUGAUGUAUUAAAGUAUGUAAAACCUUACCUGAAGGUAAAAGGACCUCCAGAAGGUCUGCAGCUUACAUAUUGGAUCAUAGGAUGUCUGGUAAAGUUCUGGGCACCAAUACUGGCUACCUCCAAGGCACAGCAACUCUUGUUUCGCAUUGUGGAUUGCUUAUUGCUGCCACACUCUGUGCUUCAGCAGGACAAAGAACUGCCUGUGGCUUUGCUGUCUGCCAUUCAGGAAAGCCUGCCUCUUUAUCUUCAGGGCCUGUCCUUCAUAUGCUGUCAGUCUCAAACACAGGGUGCCUAUUUAAAUCAACUCCUUGGGAGCAUUAUUCGACACUAUUUUGGACGAUUUCUCCCUUCUUCUCCGACUGUGCCUGGUACUGGACAGCAUCCUAUGCUGACUGCUUUAUGCAGUUCCAUUACAGCCCCACAGAUGCUCCGUCUACGGAAGACCACUUUGCAUGUCAUAAGUGAAAACUACAUGCAGUUCAAAGGCAGUGCUCCACCUCCUCGCUUGGCCUCCGUUCUUGCUUUCAUUCUUGAAGUACUUCAGAGAACCCAGAGCACUGAACUAUGUGACAUUGAAUUAGUUCUCCCAUCUGUGUUGAAAUGCAUGGUAUUGGUUAAUGAGCUACAAGUUAAAAAAAUAUCUACAGACAUUGUACAGAACGUGGUAGAAGGCUGCCAAGCAGGGUCAGGAGGAGAACAUGCCACCCAGCUGACUUCUGUAUUUAGGCAGUUUAUCCAGGAUUAUACCGCUGUCUAUGAUCACCGGGUUUUCAGCAUACUAGAAACAGUGGCAGUCUUGGAUCAGAUGUUAGUUACCAGCCUGAUUCCCACAAUCACACAGUCUCUGAAGGAUUUGGAGUACAAACAAGGUCUUGGAAGAAAUGCUGCACAGAGAGAAGCCUAUAAAAGACUCUUAUCUUACCUCGCAGAGGCUGGACAAAAUGAGAUACAAAAACUGGAAAAUGAGACAGAUGAGUAGUGUGCUGGUGAUUAAUUCUUUCCUCUUGGAUGUUGUGACACUGUCAAUACCUAAAACUAUACUCUACGACACAGUAGACAAGUUCUUUAUCUUACAAUGGAAAUACAUUUAUCAAUUUUGUGGUUGUUUUUUUCCCCCAGUUUAUGUAUUAAUUUUAAAAAUUUCUGUGGUAUUUAAUAUUGUCAUGCAUCUGAAGAUUAACUCAAUAUACUGAUGGAUGGUGACUGAAAGAUACAGCUAAUUUAUUACAUAUUUAAAUGUCUGUAUGAACAGAGCCUCUCUUGCAACAUACAAGACAGGAUUUCAAAGAAUUAAUUUCACAACUCAGUUCACAUUGAGACCUGUCCCUCUUAACAGUGUACUUUCAAAAAUCUUAUUCAGUCUGUCCAUAAGAAAAUCUUAACUUUGUACUUCCUAAUUUAUUAUUUUAGCAGAAUAAGAAAAACCUGUGCUCUCUAGUACUGAACUUGUUGAAUGCAGUGUAUUCACUGGGAGUUCUGCCAGUAUGAUGAUGUUGAUGUUGUGCCAGUAUAGUGUUGUUAAGAGAGAGCUUGUGCUUAUGUUGCACAGAAUGUAUAUAGUUGUCUUAACCUUCCACCUGUAUUAAAACACUUAAAUCUUUCAGAUUCCAGUGUAAAAUCUCUCUGUUGUCUUUGUGGGUAAUAUAAGAAAAGGUAGGUUCAGAUUUCCCAUUCUCUCCCUUUUCAAUACUAUGUUCUUAAAAUUAAUCCAUAAUUUCCAGGGAUCCUAUGAUCUUUUCAUUAGCCAUGACACUGUUAAUUAUCCACUUAACUUAGACUAAGCGUGAGGGAAAAAGAAGAGAGGAUAAACUUCUAAUGGAAA
Messenger RNA from Chiroxiphia lanceolata (lance-tailed manakin), 2595 nucleotides. RefSeq names its product protein MMS22-like. Gene Ontology annotation, cellular component: nuclear replication fork. Gene Ontology annotation, biological process: double-strand break repair via homologous recombination; replication fork processing. Bases 1 to 1752 code for a protein of 583 amino acids. The record is from RefSeq and is a predicted model, not a curated record. The transcript has 12 exons. Lineage: Eukaryota; Metazoa; Chordata; Aves; Passeriformes; Pipridae.